AUGGCGGCCUGCAGGAGGCUGAUGAAGGACAACCCUCCAUAUGGGAAGGGGGCCUUCAGAAUUGAAAUCAGUUUUCCAGCAGAGUAUCCAUUCAAGCCACCGAAGAUCACAUUUAAAACAAAGAUCUAUCACCCAGACAUUGAUGAAAAGGGGCAGGUCUGCCUGCCGGUGAUUAGUGCUGAGAGCUGGAAGCCAGCCACCAAGACUGACCAAGUAAUCCAGUCCCUCAUAGCACUGGUGAAUGACCCCCAGCCUGAGCACCCCCUCCGGGCUGACCUAGCUGAAGAAUACUCUAAGGACCGUAAAAUAUUCUGUAAGAACGCUGAAGAGUUUACAAAGAAAUAUGGGGGAAAGCGACCUGUGGACUAAAAUCUGCCGCUCCUCCAUCACCAAGCAUUGGAACGUGCCAUGGAGUGCUUCGACUCCUCAGUGUAGCAGCCACACCACAGUCCUUCCUUGGCACGGUUUGACCCUUUGGGAGAUUGGAGUUGGCGUGACUCUGCUUUGUAGCUGACACCAGCCUGGGGUUG
Molecule: messenger RNA, 530 nt
Organism: Jaculus jaculus (lesser Egyptian jerboa)
Lineage: Eukaryota; Metazoa; Chordata; Mammalia; Rodentia; Dipodidae
Product: ubiquitin-conjugating enzyme E2 L3-like
Exons: 1
Coding region: 1-369 (122 amino acids)
Biological process (GO): protein polyubiquitination; ubiquitin-dependent protein catabolic process
Cellular component (GO): nucleus
Molecular function (GO): ubiquitin conjugating enzyme activity
Source: RefSeq, a predicted model, not a curated record